CUCAACCUUCUAGGUCAAAUCUUGAGUGGGAAGAGAAAACGACUGCUAAGAGUUUCCGAUUGUGAGGCUAAAAUGAUGUAGACAAAAACGCCCUAAUGAAGCGGCAAGGAAAAACAGGCGACCCUAAAAACCCAGGACUUAGAUCAACCAAGGAAUUUACAAGCCACGAGAGCUGAGAGCGCGUCUUAGGAUCUUAUCUUGCAUCUGAGUCGGCUCGAACCAAGAUUCAAAGUGACUGAAAUAGUGGUUUUCAAGAUGGGGAACGGGGAAAGCACACCCGCUCGCCCGAACCAUCACACGGAUUUACGUGCGCAAACAAUGCCAAUACGACUCCCCAUGCCAGAGCCCGUGGAACUCGAGCGGCGUUUCACAAAAGUAUUGGCGUCCAUGGAUCUGCCUCCAGACAAAGCCAAAGUUCUGAAGAGCUACGAUGAUGAGAAGAAAUGGGACCUUAUCUGUGAUCAGGAGCGUGUCCAUGCCAAACAGCCUCCCAAAUACUACCUGGACAUUCUGAGGACCUAUCUGGACCCUUCCUCGGCCUCCAGGAGUUCACGGUUGACAGCCUGGAUUUGUAACAAUGAGAAGCGUAAAAUGCUUGGUGACGCCACCUCAACCCAGGUCCUGAGAGAUCUGGAGAUUUCACUAAGAACCAAUCACAUAGAAUGGGUGAGAGAGUUCCUGGGAGAGGAUAAUAAAGGACUGGACGUACUGGUGGACUAUUUGUCAUAUACACAGCUCAUGAUGAGGAGAGAACAGCUGAUGCACAAUUCCACACUGGACGACAGCGAAAUCAGCAGCAGCUUCCAGCGAAACACGGGUCGCACCAUGAGUGCACGCCAACAGAAUAACAAAUACAAAAGUCCGCGCAGGAGUCGUAGCUUGGCACCUUCAUCAAAGUUGAACAUGGGGGAGGCGCGGGACGACGUGCAUGUGUGCAUCAUGUGCAUGCGCGCCAUUAUGAAUCACCAGUAUGGUUUUAACCUGGUGACUGCUCACAGUCAGGCCAUCAACUGUAUAACUCUCAGUCUCAAUCACAGGAGUUUAAGGACCAAAGCUUUAGUACUAGAACUUUUAGCAGCUGUAUGUUUAGUGAGUGGGGGACAUGAAUUGGUGCUAGCAGCCUUUGACAAUUUUAGAGAUGUGUGUAACGAGCGACACCGGUUUGAAACACUGAUGGAGUAUUUUCAAAACUAUGAAGAAUUCCAUGUAGAUUUUAUGGUAGCUUGUAUGCAGUUUGUGAAUAUUAUUGUCCACUCAGUAGAAGACAUGAACUUCCGCGUCCAUUUACAGUACGAGUUCACAGUCAUAGGACUCGAUACAUUCUUAGAAAAAUUACGUCUCACAGAAAGUGACCGGCUUUCAGUUCAAGUUAGUGCUUACUUGGACAAUAUGAUAGAUGUGGCGGUGCUACUUGAUGACUCUGAGGCCAAAGCAGCCGCCAUUGAACAUGCCAAUGAGAUGGAGGAAGAGCUCUCUAGGACAGUGGAAAAAAUGCAAGAGAUUGAAGAAGAAUCAAUGGCGAAAAUAGUGGAGUUAGAAAAACAGUUAACAGAUGCUUUAACUAAUAAUGAAGAAUUACAGAAUAAAACCAAAGAAGCUGAACUCCAAAUCAGCACUUUACAGAGGACAGUGACAGAACGAGAGUCUGAUGCACAGUCGCAAUUAAAUCUUUUAAACCAACACAAAGAGGAGCUGGAGAAACUACGGAAGAGUUUCAAAGGUGGAGCUUAUGUACCAGGAGCUCCAACCCAAUCUACAGUGGCACCCCCUCCACCCCCUCCUCCCCCACCCCCAGGGCCAGGGGGUCCACCCCCUCCACCUCCACCACCACCACCCCCAGGGCCAGGUGGAGGACCCCCGCCACCCCCUCCUCCCCCAGGGAUGGGGGCACCAGGCAUGCCGGCCAUGCCCAUCAAGAAGAAGAUAACCCCAAAGUUCAAGCUUCCAUCUCUAAACUGGGUCGCCAUGAAGCCACAGCAGGUGAAGGGAACGGUCUUCUCAGAGCUGGAUGAUGAAAAGUUGUACAAUGUGAUUGACUUUGACAAGUUUGAGGAGCAGUUCCGUGUGGGUCUCUUGAAUCCCCUCGAUGCUCCAGAUGGCGCCACCCCACGCUUGAUGAAAAAGAAGAAACCUGAGAGCAUCACGCUUUUGGAAGGAAACAGGCAGAGGAAUGUCGCAAUUACAAGAAGGAAGAUUGACCUUAGUGAAGAGGAUAUCGCCAGGUUUGCUACGGCCUUUGAUCUCAAGAAGCUCCCCCUGGAAUAUUGCGAGAUUCUGCUACGGAUUAUUCCAAAUGAAGUUGAGGUGAAGAAAUUUAAAAACUAUGAGAAGGAUAUGAAACCUUUAGAAGUUUUGUCAGAUGAGGACAGGUUCUUGAUAAGUUUGAUGAAAAUGGAACGACUUGGUCAGAAACUCACCAUAAUGAGUUUUAUAGGCAAUUAUGGAGAUAUGGUCCACACUAUACAGCCUCAACUCAACUGCAUCAUUGCUGCCUCCAUGUCCAUCAAAAAUUCUGUCAAGGUGAAGAAAAUGUUGGAAAUUAUUUUAGCCUUCGGCAACUAUCUGAACAGCAGCAAAAGAGGAGCAGUAUACGGGUUCAAACUACAGAGCUUGGACACUCUGGUGGACACACGUUCCAAUGACAGGAAGAUGACGUUGUUACAUUACAUUGUUCUUACAAUUGAGGAGAGGUUCCCAGAGCUGUCAAACUGGGAGAAUGAACUCAGAUAUAUUGAAAAAGNCGUUUCCUUGGAGAAUGUCCUGCUGGACAUUAAAGAGCUGGACAAAGGCAUGGAGCUGACCAAGAGGGAGUACGAGGGGCGCAAGAACUCGCCUUACCCACCAGUUGUUCUGGAAGAGUUCCUGAAGACUUCUCAAGAUAAGCUGAGGAAGAUUAAAGUGGAUGCCAAGACAGCACAGGAAGCCUACCAAACUGUGGUGGAGUAUUUUGGGGAGAGUCCCAAGUCUCUGGAUCCCAACACUUUCUUUGCUAUCUUUGUUCGCUUCGUCAAAGCUUACAAGCAAGCGCACGAUGAAAACGAAUUGAGGAAAAAAAUGGAGCAAGCCACCGCCAUACCAGAACAGAUCGAGAAGGAGAAAGAGAGGCGGAGGUCGGAGAAGAAGAGCCACGAGGCUGCUGUGGUGGAUGAGCUGAAGAAAAAACAGAACCGACGGCAGAUUAAAGAGAAGAAACUUUUGGGAAAGGACGAGGUGUACCACGGAGCUUUGGAGGACAUUUUACUUGAUUUAAAGAACGAGCCAUAUAGGAGAGCUGAUGCUUACAGGAGAAGCCAGCGCCGCCAUAAUGAAGGUCUUCAAGCAGCUAGCUCAAUGAGUGAAGGCUUCUAAAUGCCUCAAAGUACUUUUGUUGCCAUUUUACACACCAUUGGACUAUUUCCACAUGCCAGCAAAACUGGUGUCAGUCAUUUUAACCAGGCGGGCAGAAUGACAGUUUCAAAAUGGCGUGGUUCUGUGUUGAUGCCCUGAACAACAUGGCUGAUGUCUGUUUCAAGAUUUCGCCACAUGUAGACAGAUAGUAUAAUAAAUUUACUCAUUCUGUUGGGCAGAAUCAUCUUCAGUUAUCUAACAGUUUGUCAGUGAGUCUGAAACUUGCACAGUGCCAGGGAUUGGUGUCAACAUCUCAACCUAAAAUGCAAACAAUUGCUGGGAAUUGCUACUGAAACCCAUACACUUUCUGUGAGUUGUUGGUUUCAGAUUUGUCACUGGUAAAAAUUAACUCCCUGGAAUGUGCUGUAGACAACAAUAAAUUGCCUGCAAUAUCUGCAUACUGCCAAAGGUAGGAGGACAAGCUUCUCAGCCACGAUUGCCUUUUGGCAUCAAGAAAUUCUCUAGCCCUGUUACUCCAGGUUUGUUUCUUUGACCACAAGAAAAGAAACACACCUCAGCAUUUUAUUGCUUGACUUUUCGCUUAACUGGCAAUGGACACAGUGCUCUCUCUAUGACCCAGUGUAUUUAAACUAAUGGACAGCCUUGUAAGUGGACCCAAAUGGCUGGACUGUGAUUUGUGUAUCAUAAUCUAGUGGGCGUUGUGUAUCAUCAGCCAAGAGAAGCCCAAUUCAAAAAUUGUGAGGAAUGAAAUACUGAAUUAGAGGCCUUUUUGAUUAUUCAAAGAAAUAGGUUAGGAAAGAUGUGAUUUUACAGUGGAGAUAUUUUUCACAGCAAGCAAAAGGUUGUGAUGCCUUUAAAUUUUGGAAGGUUUUGGUUAAAAGCAGAAAGCCCAGUAGCUGUUGGUUAAGUUGAUUUUAGUUGAACAAAGAUUUACAAUAGCGAGUUAAUUUUCUUUCGUAAUGUAAUUGGGAUACAGGAAACAUUUUAUUAAUAUGAACUGAUGAACUUAACAUUUGUCAAAAGUAGCGUUUCAUAUAAGUGUCAAACAAGACAUACAGAAACUGUAAUUUUUGUGAAAAAGUCAGCAUUUUUUUUCUGCAGUUUUGAGUCCCAAGAAUUGGCAUUUUAAACUAUAUAUGUUGGUGUAAAAAGGUUGAUUAAAACACGUAUAGGUUCAUUGUUAUGAGAAUGCUGUUAUAAAUGUGACGUAAGUGUUCAAGAAUUGCAUUUUGCAUUAUUUUAAUGUAUGUGUACUGUUCCUUUGUGGGACCUUGUAAAUGUUUUGUAAAGUGAUUUUCAAACCCCUAUGGGAGUUGUAUGGCAUGAAAAUAGUUGAUAUUCAUUUUGGAGCAACAGAUGGGUGUAUUAUUGUAGCUUGUCUUGAUAUAACUGCCAUCUAUUUUUCUUGUGGCAAAAGUAACUUUUUCAGUAUGAUCUCUCAUAAUUGGUGCAUUCGUUAUCUUUAGGAUUGUGAUUUUAUAUAUGCUUUGCCUUACCACAUUUGUGUAUUCGUUAUAAGAUUUGAUUUCUACAAGAUAUCUCAAGUUCUUGUCCACUUUUUCCCAGAUGCAUUGUCCAUUUCAUUAUAAUUGCAUUUAAUCCAGAAAAAAACAUUGUAUUCAAGUCUUUUGUUGAAGACCUUGGUUAUACAGGCCGGAAGAUAAACAGGUCAGUUGUAUCGCUAAAUGUUUUGUAAAAAAUUUUAUUACCUAAGAUGUAUGAAACUUAAGACAUUUUGUAACUUUUUAGUCAGAACAGAAGAAGGGUGAAAACAAUUAUACAUUUUAUUUAAAGCAGUAAAAUAGAAACCGGAAUCAGUAAAUGUAAAUUUUAAGAAAGGGGUAUAUAUGAUUA
Molecule: messenger RNA, 5202 nt
Organism: Lingula anatina
Lineage: Eukaryota; Metazoa; Brachiopoda; Lingulata; Lingulida; Lingulidae
Product: formin-like protein 2
Biological process (GO): regulation of cell shape; cell migration; cortical actin cytoskeleton organization
Cellular component (GO): cytosol
Molecular function (GO): actin filament binding; small GTPase binding
Source: RefSeq, a predicted model, not a curated record